UGUGACAAUGAAACCACACAAUGCAUCUUCUGUCAGGGUGUUACGUCUGUAAAUACUAAGCAUGCAGUUGUAUAAAAUAAUUUAAUGUCCUAAAUAAUAGAGAAAAGCUCAUAGCAUUUUCAAUUCUCUCUUAGAUUAAAUUUAGGGGAAAAUGAUUAUCCAUUUUGCAUCCUUGUUAGCCAUUCUGUCACUUCUUUCUUCACCUGGAAUGCUUGCAAAUCUACAUGAGGAAGAACCUUUUGCCCAUACACUCAAUGAAUUAAAAGAUUUUUAUGAGAAAUCAUUUGAUGAAGAAACUCUUCCACAGGAAUGCAAUUGUGGAUUACAUUCCAUUGAUUGCGAAGUUUCAAGUAAUGGAGACAAGAUAUGUUUCUGUGAACCAAUGUAUAAACAACGUUUAAAUCAGUGCUCAUAUUGCGACUGUGGUUACCACGAGGGGAACUGCUCUUUCACUUCUUUAGGAGAAAAAAGGUGCAGCUGUGAACCAGGUUUCACGACCGACAGUUAUGAGGGAAUUUGUACAGAAAUGUGUAAUGCCACUAAACCCUGUCAAAAUGGGGGCACUUGCUAUAAGGAUGUGUGCAAGUGUUCAAAUGAUUACACUGGCUCCUGGUGCGAAACGCCAAGGUGGUGUGCCAUUGGGAGUUGCGGAUAUGAAGAUGAUGUAGAAUGCGUUUGGGACCGCACACUGCGGAAGGGAGAGUGCCACUGCAAAGAAGAUAACUACUAUUAUCUUCCAAAGGAAAAAGAAUGCCGUGAAUGUAACUGCGGAUCUCAUGGCAGUUGCCGUUUGGCGGACGAUGUCUUGGUGUGCAAGUGUGACGAAAACUACGCCUUGAAAUCAUCGACAUGCGAACGUUGUGAUUGCGGGCCACGGAGCGUGAAAUGCGCCUUUGAUUCCAGAGACAAUAAAGUGUGCCAAUGCCAAAAAGGUUAUGCUUCUAAAACUGCAAGCUGGUCAUCGUUGAAGACUUGGUGUGAAAUCUGUGACUGUGGUGAGCACGGAAGAUGUUAUUGGGAUGAGGAUGACAAAAUCUGCGACUGCGACGACGGUUACAGGUCAUACGAGGGGAAAUGUAGAGAGUGCAUCUGUGGUGAGCAUGGCACUUGCCAAAUAGAUGAAGAUGGAGAUAAAAUCUGCACCUGUGACUACGGGUAUGCUGAAAUGGAUGGAUUUUGUACAAGCUGUGACUGCAAUUAUUUGUCCAGCAGAAGAAUGAUCCAAAUCAAUUGCACUUUUGAGAAUGGAUUCAAACAGUGCGUGUGCCCAGCAGGUUUCGAAACGAAGUCAGAUUUCUGUGAAGAUAUAAAUGAGUGUUAUACAAGCUACCCUUGUCCAGCCAACACAAUCUGCAUUAACAAGCCUGGGACAUUCGAAUGCAAAUGCGAAAAGGGAUUUGAACCGAUUGAUCCAUAUUUAGAUCCGAAAGUAUCCGGAUGUAAAGAUAUCGACGAAUGCUCUGAAUUUCCGUGCAGAUCUCAGCUGACUCGAUGUGUGAACAGCCCGGGCAGCUACGACUGCGUGUGCAGAGAGGGCUACUAUUCCACGUCCGGCAAUUAUGGAAGAUCUUAUAAGCCAGCUUACAACGAUUGUUAUGAAAUUGAAACUCAAUGGCGAGAAGCGACCAUAGCUCUUGGUGUCAUAUUUUCAUUUAUAAUAAUAAGCAUCACAUUUUACAUCAAAAAACAUAAAGGAAGUUCCUGAGGAUCAUUUAAAAUUGCCGAGAAGAGGGAAAGGCUCCACUUUUGGCUCAAUAACAGUGACCAAAAAAUGCCAAACUGCCAAUAAUGAAGACUCCAAAAGAAAAUAUAUGUUAAUAAAUUAUCGAUUUGAUAUGAAUAUAUUUGAAUGGCUAUCGUGAAAUAUUUGCAAAACAAGAAAAUAAAAUUAAAUUCGGAAAUCAAGAUCUGUUCCUUUCUCUGUAAAUUGCACUUUUUACCAA
This is a messenger RNA of Argiope bruennichi, 1943 nucleotides long. Its product is annotated as neurogenic locus Notch protein-like. The coding region runs from base 152 to 1705 and encodes 517 amino acids. Gene Ontology annotation, molecular function: calcium ion binding. The record is from RefSeq and is a predicted model, not a curated record. The transcript has 13 exons. Lineage: Eukaryota; Metazoa; Arthropoda; Arachnida; Araneae; Araneidae.